Messenger RNA from Crotalus tigris (Tiger rattlesnake), 5180 nucleotides. RefSeq names its product sodium channel protein type 5 subunit alpha-like. Bases 846 to 4775 code for a protein of 1309 amino acids. Gene Ontology annotation, cellular component: plasma membrane; voltage-gated sodium channel complex; axon. Gene Ontology annotation, biological process: sodium ion transmembrane transport; membrane depolarization during action potential; neuronal action potential. The transcript has 18 exons. NCBI's taxonomy places the organism in Eukaryota, Metazoa, Chordata, Lepidosauria, Squamata, Viperidae. The record is from RefSeq and is a predicted model, not a curated record. Gene Ontology annotation, molecular function: voltage-gated sodium channel activity.
UAUUGCACAAACAUUAUUCUUGCAGCUGUUGUGAUGUAUAAAAUCAAAUAUAGGCUUUGUUUGUUAAUCUUUUCUGGCAUUAUACCUAGUAAGAAGAGUUCAAGUUUAAAAUCUAGAUGUUUUCCCAGUAUCUUUUCUAACCAAGUAUGUAUCAUUUUCCAAUAGCUCUUUGCUUUAUCACAUUAUUGCAUUUUUCUUAUGAAACACUUCUGGAAUUGAGUUUGGGGACAUAUAUGAUAAAGUUAUCAACCAAUAAAAUACAGAUAAGGAGAAGUUAUAGCUCCUCUUACCUGCAUGUUCCUAUUUCAUGUAAAAGACUACCAAUCUAUGAUAAAUAUUUUCCUUUUCUUUUGAGAAGAGCACUUUUCUGAAAUACCAUCAGAUAUAGUCUGGUUUUUUUUUCCAGAAAUGCUUCCAAUUAUAUUAUUUGGAGAUUUUCCUCUUAUCUUGCCUUUUGUUUUUCUGGCUCCUAUUGUUCUUUCUUCUAUCUUACCCUAUCAACCCAAUCCAUCCCAGAUUUUAAAUAAGGAUUUUUUUUUAAAGUUAAGCCAGUGCUAAUUUGCAGAUUAAUAAAUUAUUCUUUAUACCGAAGUUAUCCAACAGAUGGUUUAAGCUAUGCAUAUCAGGAUAGGAUGAUCUUUUAAAUAAUUCCUUUUUUCUCCACAGAAAAGUAUAGGAGCUUUGUAAGUGACUCUUCGAAGCCAUUGUUAUGUGGAUUUAGCCCAGAUCCUAAUAAAACGGAAUGUCCUUUGAACAGCGUUUGUGUGAAGAGUAAAGAGAAUCCUGAUUUUGGAUAUACCAGUUUUGAUCACUUCGGAUGGGCGUUCCUCUCAUUAUUUCGACUGAUGACGCAGGAUAGCUGGGAAAUUCUCUACAGACAGGUUAUCCGAACAUCUGGAAAAUCCUACAGCAUAUUUUUUUUCAUCGUCAUCUUUCUGUGUUCAUUCUAUCUUUUUAAUUUAAUCCUGGCUGUUGUCUCGAUGGCCUACGAAGAGCAAAAUAAAGCAACUCUAGCACAGACAAAAGCAAGGGAGAUGUUAUUUCAGGAAGCAAAAAAAGUGCUGAGGGAACAAAAGGAACUAGUUUCACACAGUCUCCUUGCAUUAUCAAAUCAACACUUGGAAAUACCAAGUGAAGAAUCUGAAAAUAAAAAAGGGAAAAGAAAAUUUAAGAGAAAGAAGAAACACAAAAACACAAAAUCCAAAACCUAUGGAGAAGAUGAAACAAUGUUUUAUUCACCACCCAAUAAAAAUCAAAAGGAGCUUAAGGAGAUGGUGAUGUCCUAUCAACUACCACUUGAAAUGCUUGAUGAUCCAUUUCAAAGGCAGAAAUUAACGAGUGCUGCCAAUGUGAUUAGCAAAACUAUGGAAUGGGAAGAACCCAAGUGUGAAUUUCCUCCUGGCCUGAAAGAAGCUAUCAAAAAGCAUCUUACUUGGCAGUGCUGUUCGCUGUGGCUGCAAAUAAAGAAUAUAUUGAAGAAAAUAAUGAUAAAUCCUUUAAUGGAGCUAUUUAUUACACUGUGCAUUAUAGCAAAUACCCUGCUCAUGGCAUUGGAAAAACUUUCAUUAUCAUCAGAACAGGUUACUGAGGGAAAUAAUGUGUUUACUGCCAUUUUUAUGGCUGAAAUGGUCCUCAAGAUGAUUGCGCUAGAUCCGUAUUACUAUUUUCAGUGCCCCUGGAAUGUGUUUGACUUCAUUGUGGUUAUUAUCAGCGUAAUAAACAUGGCGUUCAGCAUGCGAACAAUUUUCAGAACGCUGAGAAUCUUCAAACUUUCAAAAUUUUGGCCAGCUUUAAAUAAGCUUAUGAAAAUAAUGUUGAAAUCAGUGGGCCCUCUGGGUAACCUCACCCUUGUUCUGAUAUUCACCGUAUUCAUUUUUGCUGUGGUUGGCAAGCAAGCAUUUGGGACUUAUUACAGCAUGGUCACUGCAAAUGUUAGCAUCUGCAACAACGGCAGUAUGCCCAACUGUGUUUCCAGUAAUGGUUCCGAGACAUGCCAGUUGCGUUGGCACAUGAAGGAUUUUUUACAUUCGUUUCUUAUUAUAUUCCGAAUCCUGUGUGGAGAAUGGAUUGGUACCAUGUGGGAAUGCAUGGAAGUUGCUGGGGAAGGACGGUGCAUAAUUCUGUUCAUGCUGGUCCUGGUUUUAGGAAAUCUGGUGGUCCUCAACCUCUUUAUCGCUCUGCUGCUGAGUUCCUUCAGUAGCAGCGAUUGCGAAACAGAGGCUGAUAACCACAAACCCCAGCCUGAAAAGGCUGUCGCACUCCUACAGAGGGGGCUGCGCUUUGUCAGACUUUUCCUGUGGGAUUGGUGUUGCAAUGUGCUCCUGAAGAAGAUGAAGAUAAGAGGCACAGAGAAAAAGAACAAGGCAACCGUCACUGAAAAGUCCUGUGAGGAUGAAUCCACGAAAGAGAUCUCAGAGAACUUUGCUAGCAAGGAAUCCUUCGGGAAUUGGGAUAAACCUCCGUGGGAUAGAAAACAGGAAGAUUUUGUGACCGAUUACAAGGAGCUUCCCCCUGUUCCCCUGGCUGAACUGGAGUCAUUAAGUAUUGAGGAAAUGGACCUUAGUAUCCUGGAGAACAAUUUGCGAAAGAGGAGAGAAAUAUAUCAAGACCAUAAUCGAAGAUUCUCUUCCCAGGUUUCUGAAACUACAAGUGUUUGGUCUUUGGAUGUUCCCAAGAGAUCAGAUUAUGAUACGAGCUGUUCAGAGAUUAGCACAGUGGAUCAGAGAUCUCCUAUCAAUCCGGUGCCUGAAGUCAAGAAGGAACCUCAGGACUGUUUCCCACAAGUCUUCAUGAAAUUGUUUCCAUGGUGCAGAGUGAAUACAGAUGUAUUUCCAGGCAACACUUGGUGGAAAUUUAGGAAAACCUGCUACAAAAUUAUAAAACACAAUUGGUUUGAAUCCUUUAUUAUAUUCAUGAUAUUACUGAGUAGUAGUGCUCUGCUGUUUGGAGGGAGAUUUUCAUGCUCGAAAUUUGAAACUAAGAAUAAUUGUGUUAACAGCCCUAUCAACUUUGAUCAUGUUGGGAAUGGGUACCUGGCUCUCCUUCAGGUGGCAACAUUUAAAGGCUGGAUGGAAAUUAUGUAUGCUGCAGUAGAUUUACCCACUGACAAUUCUUCCCAACCAUGUUUUGAAAGCAAUGUAUAUGCAUACAUUUACUUUGUGGUCUUUAUUAUAUUUGGAUCCUUCUUCAUGCUGAACCUCUUCAUUGGUGUGGUUAUCGACAAUUUUAACCAGCAAAGAAAAAAGAUAAGUGGAGAACUCAUCUUUUUGUCAGAGGAUCAAAAGAAAUAUUAUAAUGCACUAAAAAAGCUUGGUACCAAGAAACCACAUAAGACUAUUCCACGACCUCUGAACCAGUUCCAAGGAUUUCUUUUUGAUAUCGUAAACAAGCAAGCCUUUGAACUUUUCAUUAUAAGCCUUAUCUUCCUGAACGUGCUGGUCAUGGCUGUGGAAUACGAAGAUCAAGGCGUGGCUGCUGACCAACUUCUUGAAAAGAUCAACUGUGCCUUUGUUGCCCUCUUCACUGGCGAGUGUUUAAUGAAGCUCCUGGCUCUGAGGCUCUAUUUCUUUAAAGACUCCUGGAACAUAUUUGAUUUGGUGGUUGUAAUUCUUUCAAUAAUUAGCCUUGCCGCAACCCAGCUUUGGCAACGUCUCAAUUUCCCGCCGACAAUCUUGCGAGUCAUUCGAGUGAUCCGUGUUAGCCGCCUCCUGAGGCUGAUCCGAGGCGCGAAGGGACUGCGCACCCUGCUUUUCGCCCUGUUGAUGUCCCUUCCUGCUCUCACCAACAUUGGUCUCCUCCUUUUCUUGAUCAUGUUCAUUUAUGCUAUAUUUGGCAUGGCUAAUUUCUCCUGCGCAAGUUGGGUACAAGGGAUUGACAAUAUUUUCAACUUCCAGACCUUUGGCAAUAGCAUGCUUUGCCUCUUCCAGAUAACCACCUCUGCCGGCUGGGAUGAACUUCUUGGACCGAUGAUCACCCAUCAGGACAACUAUUCCUGUGCUCCGAACAUUAACUCCAUGCCCCAGAAGAACCCCUGCGUCAAUAGCAAGCUGGCCAUUGCCUAUUUUGUCAGCUACAUCAUUAUUUCGUUCCUGAUUGUAGUUAACAUGUACAUCGCUGUCAUCAUUGAGAAUUUGAAUAUUGCCACAGAAGAGAGCACAGAGCCACUAGGGGAUGAUGACUUUGAAAUAUUUUAUGAGAUCUGGGCAAAAUUUGACCCCAAAGCAACCCAGUUCAUUUCUUACUCAGCACUGUCUGACUUUGCAGAUGCCCUGGCAGAACCUUUACGAAUACCGAAACCAAAUAGCCAGCAGUUGUUGUCCAUGGACCUUCCGAUAGUCAAUGGGAAUAAAAUCCAUUGUUUGGAUAUUUUGUUUGCUUUUACGAAAAGGGUACUAGGAGAAGCUGGAGAAAUGGACUCGUUUGAGUCCCAAAUAGAGGAAAAAUAUCCGGAGAAGAUUGCCUAUGAGCCUAUUGUGACAACUCCCAAGAGAAAGCAGGAUGAGUCUGCCAUCGUAAUUCAAAGAGCUUUUCGGAUGCACCUCCACCAUGUAGGAAAGAAAGCUUCUCAGGAACCCUGUGUAACUAUCUCCUUGGAGAAUAUUCCAGAAGAAGAAAACCUAUCUGUGUUCAGUCUGAGUGAAAAUGAAGACAUCCAGUCCAAUAAUUCUCAAAGCUUAUCUUCAGUUGUCAUUCCUCCAUCCUACAGUAAUGUGACUAACAUCGCUUCUGACAUUCAACAGGAGGAGUUCCCUGACAGUAAUGGUAAUACAAAGUGAUAUUACUCUCACUGAUUUUUCUCUUGUCACAGCAGAGUUUUCCUGGAAACAGACAAUAAUAAUAAUAAUUCAUAAAUAGUUAACUCAGGAGCUUUUCCAUUAGUGUUUGUAUAAACUCUUACAGAUCCACAGUGGGAAUUAAAGAUUGCAUUGGAGCAGAGUUCCCCAACCAUCUAUAUUCCGGAUGUUUUGUUCAUUGCGAUAAUCUGAAAAUUCUGGGAACCAUAUGUCAUUUCUGCCCUAAUGAUUUAUAUAGUAUCUUCUAGAAUCAAUCUGUGUUAUGUCAAAGGACAGGCAUUGUGUCAUUUCAGUGAUGGCUGGAUGACACAAUGAAAGGACUGGAGGCUAAAACAUACAAAGAACGGUUGUAGGAAUUGGAUAUGCCUAGUUUAAUGAAGAAAAUAU